Molecule: messenger RNA, 825 nt
Organism: Colletotrichum fioriniae
Lineage: Eukaryota; Fungi; Ascomycota; Sordariomycetes; Glomerellales; Glomerellaceae
Source: RefSeq, a predicted model, not a curated record
AUGGAUCAACAGGCGAUGUGGAAGAACGAUGAGAAGAACACAUUCUGGAUCUGGGGCGGGCAUAGCCCAUUUGGAGCUCCGUUAGACGAGCCCACGUCCUGGAAGUUUGAAGCAGACGGCAAAGGAGGCGGGACAUGGUCAAAAGAGACGCCCGCGAACCCAACACUUUUCCAGGAAUUGCGUCGAAAUGAGGGAGGCGCAUUCGCUAGUACGCCCGACGCUGGGUUCUGGUUUGGGGGACAAUCGUCAGGCUGGACGACAUCCAACCCUUACUCGCAGCCACUCCCGGGUAUCUUGUCUUACAACAUGACUACGAAGUCUUGGGCAAAUGAGACAAAUGAUGCCUUCUCCAAGUACGGCACCUUGACGGGAGGCUCAGCCGUCUACAUCCCGACUUUCGGUCCGCACGGUCUCAUCACCAUAAUGGGCGGCGCAACGUGGGGUCUCGAACCUGAUCAGGCGAAGCCUCUCGGAUGGCAGGAUUUCAGCAACUUGACCUUUAUGGACCCAGUAACCAGAGAUUGGUACUGGCAAAAGACAACCGGAAACGCGCCCACUCCUCGCAGCAAUUUCUGCAGCGUGGGAGUAGAGGGCAACAAAGGAACCUACGAAAUCUUUGUGUUCGGCGGCACCAACAUUGGCCGCCGUCAAAUGCUGUCAGUCGGAGGAGCGGAUGGUAAGACGGGAUACACAAGUGCCGACCCCUGGCCGCAAGGAUUCGGUCUCUUCGAUAUGACGGACUGGAAGUGGAAGACGGACUAUGACGCAGACGCCAAAGACUACGAAAGCGCGAAGACAGUCAGUGACUGGUAUCAGCAAACGUAA